AUGAGUAAAAACCGAGGUCUACCACCACUGAUGUCGUCUGUCCCGAAUUAUAAUCAGUUUUUUAGAUCAGCUGAGAAUACAAAUGACCAUCGAAUUGAUGAUAUGGGUGGUCCAAGAGAUUUUCAAAAUAGACAAAUUCACGGACAAGGACCAAGACAGAAUGCAAUUGAGAAGAGAUUGAAUCAGGCACUACAGCAGCCAGUUGAUUUGGGAAAAGGAGAGAGUAUGAUGAAGAAAAUGGGCUGGUCUGGUGGAGGGUUGGGCAGGUCUGGAGAAGGUAUUGUGGAACCCAUCGCACCAAAUGCUGCAUAUGUAAGUCCACAUAAAUGUAAUCGUAACAUUAGUACAGAUAGUUUGUACGGAGUGGUGGCUAGCCGACUAAAAAAGCUCUUAGAAGAAGUCUGUAAAGCUGUUGCUGUGCUCCUUUAA
Molecule: messenger RNA, 429 nt
Organism: Pieris macdunnoughi
Lineage: Eukaryota; Metazoa; Arthropoda; Insecta; Lepidoptera; Pieridae
Source: the annotation of a GenBank genome assembly